Messenger RNA from Megachile rotundata (alfalfa leafcutting bee), 666 nucleotides. Its product is annotated as ras-related protein Rab-28. The record is from RefSeq and is a predicted model, not a curated record. Gene Ontology annotation, molecular function: GTP binding; GTPase activity. NCBI's taxonomy places the organism in Eukaryota, Metazoa, Arthropoda, Insecta, Hymenoptera, Megachilidae.
GAGCAUCGCUCAGAAGUUUUGCAACAACGAGUUCACCAGACAGUACACGCCAACGUCUGGAAUCGACUUCUUCCUAAAGAACAUCAGUAUCGGUUACUAUAAGAAUGUAAAUCUACAUUUGUGGGACGUGGGCGGCCUCGCUCUUCAUGGGAACAUGCUGGACAAGUACUUUUUCGGAGCUCACAUCAUACUUCUAGUCUACGACGUCACGAACAGUUUCAGCUUCGAAGUUCUAGAAGAAUGGAUAAGCAAAAUCAGAAAGCUGAGCAGCGAUUACGAGGAAGCUCCUCUGAUGGCUGUGGUUGGAAAUAAAUGUGACGUCGAGCAUCAAAGAUCGGUGAAAAAGGAUCGAACGCACAAAUUCGCGGCGGAAAAUGGAUUCCCGUCUCACGAUGUGUCCGCGAGGACUGGCGAGGCUGUAUCUUUGUGUAUAGUGACUUUAGCAGCGCAGAUAUUGGGCGUUCGCUUAACGAAAACGGAUCAGGAGUAUCACAAACCAAUAAUCAUAGCGGAGAUAGGUGACACGGUUGACAUGAGCACGGUUCACAAAGUUGUCAAGAGAAUUCCCGUGAAAAAACAUCAGAUACCUUUUUACCCUCAUUUACCUGGUUCGAAGUCGGCAGUGUGUGCAUUGCAAUGAAUAUCACCGAGUUCUAAACUUUUAAU